This is a messenger RNA of Bombus pascuorum, 3074 nucleotides long. Its product is annotated as mitochondrial glutamate carrier 1-like. Bases 439 to 1377 code for a protein of 312 amino acids. The record is from RefSeq and is a predicted model, not a curated record. Gene Ontology annotation, molecular function: L-aspartate transmembrane transporter activity; L-glutamate transmembrane transporter activity. Lineage: Eukaryota; Metazoa; Arthropoda; Insecta; Hymenoptera; Apidae. The transcript has 9 exons. Gene Ontology annotation, biological process: aspartate transmembrane transport; L-glutamate transmembrane transport; malate-aspartate shuttle.
UAACUUGUGACGUAAGUGAACGACGGUUCCACCCGUGGUCCGUGGUCCUCUUUUAUCUCUUCAGAUCCUCGGUGAAAACGAAAUCUCCCGGGUAUCAUGCUAGUCACACUGCCUGUUUGAGAUUGAGCUUCCUACGUCAUCCCUACUGUCGCUCUCGAUGAUAAGAACUGGUUUUUGUCAACGAAAUUCUGUGAGCGACCACUACCACGACCACGACCACUCUCCACUUUCAAUCGUGAAACUGAUGGUUACGACGCGACGUCUGCUGGAAGCUCUGGCUUUCGUAAGAAAUCAAUGAUGUGUCCAGGUCAUAUUUCUCGCCGAGAAAUGGUAUUUGAAAGUGGCAAUAGUUGCCAGUAUAAGAAGGACCAUUUGCAUCCAUAGUUGUGCAAGUGUCGUUAUACAUAUGCGUGGAGGAAGUUAUAAAUUAUAGUUUCAAUGGAAAAGGACAGCGUGAAGAAAGUUCCAGAUCAAUUUAAACUUCUUCCAAAAAUUAUAAAUGGCGGGAUCGCAGGUAUCAUCGGUGUCUCUGUGGUAUUCCCACUGGACUUGGUUAAAACACGAUUACAGAAUCAAGUUAUUGGACCUAGUGGCGAACGAAUGUACAAAUCAAUGUUUGACUGCUUUAAGAAGACAUACAAUGCCGAAGGCUACUUUGGCAUGUACAAAGGAUCUGGCGUGAACAUUCUUUUAAUCACACCGGAAAAGGCAAUCAAACUCACUGCCAACGAUACGUUUCGUUAUUACUUGUCUACAGGGCCUGGACAGAAACUGCCGCUAGAACGUGAAAUGCUUGCCGGUGGAUUAGCUGGAGCAUGUCAAAUUAUCGUCACAACACCGAUGGAACUGCUGAAAAUCCAAAUGCAAGAUGCUGGACGAGUAGCGGCAGCAGCAAAGGAAGCUGGGAAAGUUGUACCAAAGGUGUCGGCCUUGUCAUUAACGAAAGAUUUAUUGCGAAAAAGAGGCAUUUUGGGACUUUAUCAAGGUACUGGUGCAACAGCUCUUAGAGAUGUCACAUUUUCUAUUAUUUACUUCCCACUAUUCGCUAGACUGAACGAUAUCGGGCCAAAGAGAGAGGAUGGUUCCUCCGUAUUUUGGUGUUCGUUUUUGUCUGGUUGUACCGCCGGUUCUAUAGCUGCAUUAUCAGUGAAUCCGUUUGACGUAGUCAAAACAAGAUUGCAAGUAAUCAAAAAGGCACCCGGUGAACCAACAUACGAUGGUGUACUGGACUGCAUAACUAAAACAUUGAAGAACGAAGGUCCAACUGCAUUCUUCAAAGGUGGAGCGUGCAGAAUGAUCGUGAUAGCACCCCUUUUCGGGAUUGCACAAACCAUUUACUACCUCGGCGUCGCAGAAUGGCUAUUGGGUCUUAAGUGAACAUCGCCCUCUUCUUCUUCUGUGUCGUCUUAGAAUACUCUGGGAUUAAACUGACAAUAACAACUGGCGCGUAAUAGAUGUAUGUUCGCUUAAUAUGGUUCGCUAGUUGCCGAGUAAGUGAGUUGUUCUUUUCUUAAUUAUUUGAGAACCUUGGUUAUCGGACGCGCGCAAAACUUAUUCAAUGUUUAUUUGAUAAAUUGUCGACGUGCAAAAGUGUCUUUUUUAUUUUUGAUAUUUAUGUACUAUUAUAAUAGUUCUAUUAAUUUUUUUUUUUCUUUUUUUUUGAAGAUCUCAUAGUGCAAUAAAGCUUUCAAAAUAAAAUGGAGUUGUGAAUAAAAUGAAAACCUCUCUACGGCUUGAAACUCAACAAAAUAUCAAAAAUUACAUUACAAAAUUUCAAUAGUGAUAUGAUUUUAAUAAUUUUGAUACAUAUCUCAUCGAAUUAAAUUAUAAGGUAGAAUUUGUGUAUAAUAGAAGCAGAGAAGAAAAAAUUCAAUAUAAGUAGGCAGUUGAUCUCAUGAAUUUAUUUCUACGUAUUUUUGUAAUUGUCUCUUCGGAUAAUCAAGGUUCUGGUGAGGCUAGGUCAUCGUUUAUAAACGAUAACGUUGAUUUUGACUUAAUAUUAUUAUCGAAUGAGAAUGAAAUUCAUGAUUUGCGAUCGAGUUCGCUUAUUUUCACUAUCGACGAACUAAUUAUAAAUCUUAGGAUUCUAUUAUUCCCAUCUUACCUAUCCCUUAUAUGAAUUAUUUCUUCGACAACCAGUGUUUCCAACUUUCUUUAUUUACUUUUUUACUUCACAUUUUAGUUUUUUUUUUUUAUAACAUUUACAAUAAGUUACCGAGGUAUCUGCAAAGUAAGAUAGACAAUUAUUUUUACAUCUUAUUUUUAUUUUAUAUAUAAAUGGAACGCGAAUAAGUUUGCGGAAAAAUUUAUAAACAUAAAGUAUUACAUACCUAAGCACGUAUUAUACAUCAUAUCGUUAAUAAAUAUCGCGAAAAAAUCGACUAAAUUAUUUAUAUUGUAUAUAUUAUGUUGUAACGAUGGGAACACUGGUAUAUUCUACAGUGAUAACAAGAGCUUACAUUUUGUAAGAGAUUACAUAAUUUCAUUUGUGAAUUCUAGUUAACGCAGUCGUCAGAUCAUUGCUAUAUCUUUAAGAAUCAAAUAAUAGGAAAUAACUCUUAAUUGGUAUGAUUAUAAAAUAUAAAAAUCAUGCAUCGUGCAAGGGAUGCAUAGUUUUAUUGUAUUUUAAAUUUCUAAAUUAAUGUUUUGUUUUAAUGUACGUUUUAAAUUAAAAUCUAACAUAUUAUUCUAUGUUCUGUUAACAUAAUUAUACGAUUAUCAUAAACAUAGCUAACAUAUUAAAGAACCUCAAGUCGUUUUAAUUUAGAAAAUGCUGUUUGAAAUAUAUCUAUACUUAUUUCUAUCUUUUACAAUUAUUUAUCUUCAGACGCAUUCAUAGAUUUGUAUCUGUUUAAAAUAUCCAUUAAAUAUCAUAGCAAUUAAGAGUUAAAUUGUUCUUCCGUUUUCCUUCUUAGGAAAUUUUGUGGAGAGAUACUAGAAAACAAUUUCCCAAACAUGGGGAUUCAUUGUCAAUUUUACUAGUAAAGGAAUUCUAGAUAUAUAAUAAAAAUAUUCAUGUUAUCGAUGUGUAUUGACAUUGUACAGGAGUAAAUCUUAGCGAUUCUUCAAAAAUA